Spinacia oleracea (spinach) is the source of this 663-nucleotide messenger RNA. RefSeq lists its product as uncharacterized. The transcript has a single exon. The coding region runs from base 1 to 663 and encodes 220 amino acids. Lineage: Eukaryota; Viridiplantae; Streptophyta; Magnoliopsida; Caryophyllales; Amaranthaceae. The record is from RefSeq and is a predicted model, not a curated record.
AUGGGAGUGCGGGAAGUAGAGGUGCAUGAUCGAUAUCUAGGUCUCCCCACUAUGGUGGGACGGUCUAAAAAAGGGAUUACUAGAGGCGUGAAGGAAAAGCUGUGGAAGAAACUUCAAAGGUGGAAAGGGAUGGUACUUUCUAAGGCGGGUAGGGAGGUUAUGAUAAAGGCAGUGGCCCAAUCUCUACCUACCUAUGCGAUGAGUGUGUUUAAGUUUCCAUCUUCCUUUUGUGAUGAGUUGCGGUCCCUUGUAGCUCAAUUCUGGUGGGGUCAAAAGCAAGGGGAGAGGAAGAUUCAUUGGGUGUCCUGUAAGAAGUUGUGCAGACCAAAGGAGGAGGGAGGACUAGGCUUCCGUGAUUUUAAAUUGUUCAAUUGGGCAUUGCUUGGGAAACAAGCUUGGCGCCUUAUCCAGAAACCGGGUAGUCUCCUCGAACAACUGUUGAGAGCAAGGUACUACCCGAGUUCGUCUUUUAUGGCGGCUGAAUUGGGGACGCUCCCUAGCUAUACUUGGCGUGGCAUUUGGGAGGCUAAAUGGGUGGUUAGACGAGGUAUGAGGUGGAGGGUGGGGAAUGGGAAAGAAUUCGGGUUUGGUCGGAUCCUUGGAUCCCGAAUACUCAAUCGAGGCGGGUUUUAUCACCUAGGGGAAACUCAAACUUUAACUUGA